Messenger RNA from Momordica charantia (bitter melon), 5028 nucleotides. RefSeq lists its product as uncharacterized. The record is from RefSeq and is a predicted model, not a curated record. Lineage: Eukaryota; Viridiplantae; Streptophyta; Magnoliopsida; Cucurbitales; Cucurbitaceae.
CCUUUCUCUUCUCUGUCAGGGUUCUCUUUUGUCCCUUAUCGGCUCGAUUUCUCACUUUCUCGCUCCGGAGGCAAAAUUUUCCGCCAGCCAAGAGAGAGAGAGUUCGGAGAUUGACGGUCGCCGGGGAGAUUCGGAGGGCGGAGAUGGCGAACUUGAACUGAAAUUGAGGUUUUGCAUGUGGAUGCCGCAGGGCUUCUCAAUCGGCAUUGUCGGUUCCAUCUAAUUCCAAACCCUUUGAAUUCAGCCGUUUCAGUCUUUAUCGCAUACGCCUGUAUUGGUUUGUGUUCUGUUUUCUUCAUCAUUUUGGUGGUUUCUGUUCAAGGAUUUGGUCCGGGGGCAUCCGUGUGGCUCGUUGUGACUGCCAUAUCGGCAUAUACUCGUUGUUACGCGUCCCAGUGAGAGAAGGCAGAGGCGAUCGAGUUUCUUGAGUUGUUUUUGUUUUUGUUUUCUCUUUGGCGUAUGUCUUAGCACGAUAUGGUUUAGGAUCUUUAAUGUGAAGAAGUUUCGGUUCAUGAGACGUGUUAUUUGUCAUGGUUGCCGGAUUAGUUGAAUUGAUUUCCGGCGGUGCUAUUCGGCGCGCUCCCUGUGCUGUGCGUUGAAAACGGUUGUUCUUUUGAGGGUGCCCAUGCUAUUGGCCUCAUUUUCAUGCCGCCUGAACCAUUGCCCUGGGAUCGGAAGGACUUCUUCAAGGAGAGGAAACACGAGAGGUCAGAGUUUCUCGGACCUGUACCUAGAUGGAGAGACUCAUCUAGUCACGGAUCCCGUGAGUUUAGUAGGUGGGGAUCAGGCGAUUUUCGCAGACCGCCAGGUCAUGGUAGGCAGGGUGGUUGGCAUGUGUUCUCUGACGAAUAUGGUCAUGGAUAUGGGCCUUCCAUGUCAUUCAGUAACAAGAUGCUGGAAAAUGUUAGUAGCCGGCCAUCUGUUUCACAUGGUGAUGGGAAGUACGCUAGGAAUGGUAGGGAAAACAGAUCUUUUAGUCAAAGAGAAUGGAAAGGUCAUUCCUGGGCAACAAGUAACGGGUCUACAAACAAUUGUGGUAGGCUGCAGCAUGAUCUAAAUUAUGAUCAGAGGUCAGUUCACGAUAUGCUGAUAUAUCCCUCUCAUUCUCAUUCUGACUUUGUAAACCCACGAGAUAAGGUAAAAGGCCAGCAUGAUAAGAUCGAUGAUGUCAAUGGGUUAGGCACAAACCAGAGACGUGAUCGGGAGUAUUCAGUGAGUUCCUCAGGGUGGAAGCCUCUUAAAUGGACACGUGGUGGUGGCUUAUCUUCACGCACUUCAACAUCAGGUCAUUCCAGUAGCACAAAGAGUAUUGAUGCUUUAGAUUCUAAUGAGACAAAGUCUGAGACAGUGUUGAAAAAUGAGUCACAAAAUCUAUCUCCUUCUGCUGAUCCUGCUGAGUGUGCAAUGUCUUCUAUGCCAUGUGAUGAGACAACUGUCAGGAAGAAGCCACGGCUAGGAUGGGGCGAGGGGCUUGCCAAGUAUGAAAAAAAGAAGGUUGAAGUUCCUGAUGGUACUGCCUUUACAAAUGUUAAUGCAGAAUCUACCCAUUCUCUUAAUUCCAGCUUGAUUGAAAAAGGCCCUAGAGGUUCAGGGUUUUCGGAUUGUACCUCACCUGCGACCCCUUCUUCUGUCGUUUGUGGUUCCUCUCCAGGUGGGGAUGAAAAAUCAUCCGGAAAGGCAGCUAGUGAUAACGAUGUCAGUAACAUGCAUGGUUCACCUGGUUCUGGUUUUCAGAACCAGUGCGAGGAACCAUCCUUUAAUUUAGAGAAGUUGGAUAACUUUUCAAUUGAUGAUUUGGGCUCUCCACUCAUUCAACUGCUGCAAUCUAAUGAUUCGAUUUCUGUGGAUCCUGGUAUUAUGAGUUGCACUGCCAUGAGUAAGUUACUUAUAUAUAAAAAUGAAAUUUCUAAAGUGUUGGAGACGACUGAGUCUGAAAUUGAUUUACUGGAAAAUGAACUGAAGAGGUUGAGAUCUGAAAGUAAGGGCUCCUUUUCUUUUCCUUUAGCAUCCAGUUCUUUGAUGACUGGGGAUAAAAACUUUGAGGAACACAGUGAUUUCUCUAAUAUGAUCCCUCCAGCUGCUACCCUGCCAGUUGUUACUUCCGAGAAUAAUAUUUCAAAAAAGACGUUACUUUCCACAAGUGACUCGGAAGAAGUGCAUACGGAUGUCAACGAAAAGGCUGUCGGUAGGUUUGGGAGGUCGGAUGCAAUGGAAUCUGUCAUCACCGGAGAGAAGCUAACAAUAUCUGGUUGCAGUGUUAGAGAUAAUGUUGUGCCAUCUGUUGACAAUAGCAUUCUUAUUAAGAGGGAAGCUGUCACAUUAGAACCCAUUUCUAGUGAUAUAAAUGAAUCUGAUGAUGGGGGAGAUAGCCUGUUCAAUUUAAUUCUGGCAUCCAAUAAAGAAUCUGCAUGCAGGGCGUCUGAAGCUUUAAUCAGCAUGUUGCCUGCUAAUGAACAUAAAAUUGACAUUUGGAGCACAAAUGUCUCUUGCUCACAGAAUCAAUGUUUAAUGAGAGAGAGAUAUGCAAAGAAGAAGAGGUUAUUAAGAUUUAAGGAGAGAGUAAUAACCCUUAAGUAUAGAGCCUACCAGUCCUUGUGGAAGGAGAGUUUGCAUGUGCCACCUGUAAGGAAGUUACGUGCAAAAUCUCAGAAAAAAUAUCAGUUGAGUUUGUGGACCAAUUACAGUGGUUAUCAGAAGAACCGCUCUUCCAUUCGAGUCCGUAUUCCUUCAUCUGCAGGAAAUCCGAACCCCGUUUCUAACACGGCGAUUCUUAGGCAUGUGAGCAAGCAGCUUUCUAAUUCCCUGGUUAAGCAGUACCGGAGGACCUUGAAGAUGCCCGCAUUAGUUUUGGACCAGAAGGGUAAGAUGGCUUCAAGAUUCGUCUCUAAUAAUGGGUUAGUUGAGGACCCGUGCGCUGUUGAGAAGGAGAGGAUGAUGAUCAACCCAUGGACCUCCGAAGAGAAAGAUGUUUUCAUGGAGAAGUUGGCAUGUUUCGGGAAAGAUUUUGGGAAAAUUGCCACAUUUCUUGAUCACAAGACGACAGCAGACUGUAUUGAGUUCUACUACAAGAACCACAAAUCUGAUUGCUUUGAGAAAACAAAGAAGCUGGAGUUUGGGAAGAAGGCGAAGUCCUCAACCAGUACCUAUUUGGUGACAACAGGGAAGAAAUGGAAUCCUGAAACAAAUGCUGCUUCUCUUGAACUGUUGGGUGCUGCUUCAGCGAUGACAGCUUGUGCUCAUAAGUAUUCAAGCAGCAGGUCGAGCGGAAGAACCGCAUAUCACACAACUCAAUGUGAUGAUGGUCUAUCGGAAAGGGCCAAGAGUUUUCAUAUGUUUGGAAAUGAAAGAGAGAAAGUUGCUGCUGAUGUGCUAGCUGGUAUAUGUGGUUCCCUGUCUUCAGAAGCCAUGGGUUCAUGUAUCACUAGUAAUUUUGACCGAAGAGACGGUUCUCAGGAUUUGAAGUGCAAAAAGGGUGCGACAACUGUAUUAAGACGGCGAAUGACAGCGAAUAUUCCACGGUUUAUUGAUGAUGAGAUUUUUUCAGACGAGAGCUGUGGAGAAAUGGAUCCUUCUUAUUGGACUGAUGGGGAGAAGUCGCUUUUCAUAGAAGCAGUGAGAGCUUAUGGAAAGAAUUUCUCAAUGAUCUCUACACAUGUAGGAACAAAAUCCACAGAUCAGUGCAAGAUCUUCUUCAGCAAAGCACGGAAGUGCCUUGGGUUGGAUUUGAUAUGUACUGCAAAGAAAAUGCCUCCAGAUAGUGAUGAUAAAGCAAAGGGACACGAGUGCGAUGCUAACGGAGGUUGCCACGAGGCUGGCUCUCGGAUGGUGGAAGACUUGCCGAAGUUUGUGACGAGUAUAAAUGGUGGGGAAGCAGAGUCCAUGAAUCGACAGUCUGCCCAUCAGGAAGUCAAAGAAAGUAAUCCAUCAUCAAAGAUUUGUCCUAGUAAUAUUGCUGGGAAUGCUGUGGUGUCUGAUGCAUGCAAUAAAAAAGACAGCUCGGAUUCAGCUUUCGAUGACAACUGCCAGUCUAUGAAUUCUGCCAAUGACAAGAAGGAUUUGGUACGUAAUCAGCAUCAUGCAGUCGUGUCCAUGGCUGCAGACGAAAUUGCUAAAGAACAAGGUGCUUCUGCUCCAACUACAACAUCAGUUGGAUUCGGAAAUGCUGCAAUUGACAACUAUGGGGUACCGAAUUUGAAAGUUUUUUCUACUUCGAAAGUUUCAGACCCGGGAACCAAGGAGCAACUGGAGAGGGGCAAUGUAGAUACUAGCAAGGAUCGACGUGAAAAAGUCGAUUCUCAUGCAGUAGAUAGUUCUUCAACACCCAUAAAUUCUCGUGUCAACUCGUUGCCGAAACAUGGACAAGGGUAUCAUCAUGUCAGAGUGCAUUCACGCAGUUUGUCUGAUUCCGAGCCAUCAUCCAGAAACGGUGACGUGAGACUAUUCGGUCAGAUACUCAGCCAUCCCUCAUCCUCGCCAAACUCAAAAUCUGGAACCAGUGAGAAUGGAAACCACCGGACGCAGCUUCACAAGUUCAAGCGAAGAUUGAAAGUCGGUAGCCAUGGAAACUUGAGUGCUGCCAAGUUCAAUCAGGAGGAUGCUCCUUCCAGAAGUUAUGGAAUUUGGGAUGGAAACAGAUUACGCACUGGGCUUUCAUCGUUGCCCGAUCCCACCAACCUACUGUCGAGCUAUCCUACAUUCAAUCAUUACUCUAGAUCCGCCUCCUCCCCGAUCAGCAAGGAACAGAAAUCAAAUGGCUAUUCCCAGAUGUCGGAGGUAAGUAGUGGUAAGGAGGCAGUUGGAGGAAUUAUGGUAGGAGAGAAUUGUAACGAGGAUGACGAAUGCAAUAACGCAGAGCAGAGGGUGGUGGUGGCCCAUAGAAGAGAGAUUUAGGUGGUAGUAGAUAUAAUGUUUAGAGAUCAUUUCAACAGGGAGUGAGGCUCUCAGCAGCAAAUGCUUUGUUUUGCUGCACCCCAUGUAUCAUAGUUUCGUUGAUGUCAAAUGAAUGAUAGUAGAAUUUGACGGUUCUCA